AUGGGUCCAACAUCAAUCGCUAACCUGAAAAGAAAAGAUCUCUUCCAGACAAAAGGUUACAUAAACGCGCAAUGGAUACACAGUCAAUCAGGCAAGACAUUCGAUGUGAUCAACCCUGCUACGCUCGAAAAAAUCGCCACAGUGCCUGAAAUGGGCGCCGCGGAAACAGCGCAAGCCGUCGAAGCAGCCCAUGUCUCCUUUCAAUCCUUCAAAAAGACUACAGCCCGCGAACGGGCACGCCUGCUUCGCAAGUGGAAUGAUCUCAUCCUCGAGAACAUUGAUGAUCUUGCGCUCAUCUUGACCUUGGAGAAUGGCAAGCCACUGGCUGAGGCAAAGGGUGAAGUUGCCUACGCGGCGUCAUUUUUGGAGUGGUUUGCAGGCGAGGCCGAGAGGACGCAUGGUGAGGUUGUGCCGGUUGCUAAUCCGAAGCAGAGGAUUUUGACCUUUAAGCAGCCAUUGGGGGUGGCCGCGUGUUUGGCGCCGUGGAAUUUCCCCAUUGCUAUGAUUACGAGGAAGGUUGGGGCAGCGCUUGCAGCGGGCUGUACAACGGUUUGGAAACCUGCGGGCGAAACUCCUCUUAGUUGUCUCGCUCAGGCUGUGUUAGCUGAGCAGGCGGGCUUCCCGAUGGGAGCUAUCAACGUCGUCACCACGCUUGAUCUUGUGGCCGAGGUGGGGAUGGAGCUGUGCACGAAUAAGUUUGUUAAGAAAUUGAGCUUCACUGGAAGCACGAGGGUGGGGAAGUUGUUGGCUGAGCAGUGUGCUGGGAGUUUGAAGAAAUUAAGUCUCGAGCUCGGAGGAAAUAGUCCAUUCAUCGUAUUUGAUGAUGCAAAAAUCGAGACAGCGGUUGAAGCGUGCAUCCUAGCUAAAUUUAGGAACUCGGGCCAAACUUGCGUCACUGCGAAUCGCAUCAUGGUGCAAGCGGGCAUCUAUGACCAAUUUGCAGAAGCGCUGGCUAAGAGAAUCCAACAAUUGAAAGUCGGCGAUGGAACUGAGGAGGGUGUCUUUAUUGGGCCCUUGACCCACGAACGAGCCGUCGACAAGGCCAUGUGCCAUAUCAACGAUGCAAAGGCGCAUGGCGGCCAAAUCAUGCUCGGCGGGUCGCCGCUGGAUCUGAAUGGCAAGAAAGGAUACUUCCUCCAGCCUACUGUUAUCAAAAACAUGAGUCGGGAGAUGUUGACGACGCGCGAAGAGACGUUUGCGCCCGUGGUGGGAUUGUACAGGUUCAACACCGAAGAAGAGGCUAUCGAGCUGGCAAACGACUGCGAGGUCGGUCUUGGAGGGUUCAUCAUCACGGAGAGCAUUCCUCGGUCGUGGCGGGUAACUGAAGCAUUGGAGGUCGGCAUGGUCGGUGUCAAUCUUGGACUUCUCAGUGCUUGCGAGAGUCCGUUUGGAGGGAUCAAGGAGAGCGGAUAUGGCCGGGAAGGCGGGCGGCAAGGUAUUCAGGAGUAUUUAGCGUUGAAAUCGAUGCUUAUAAAUGUCGAUAAUUAG
Messenger RNA from Venustampulla echinocandica, 1488 nucleotides. RefSeq names its product Succinate-semialdehyde dehydrogenase. The transcript has 4 exons. Gene Ontology annotation, molecular function: succinate-semialdehyde dehydrogenase (NAD+) activity. Lineage: Eukaryota; Fungi; Ascomycota; Leotiomycetes; Helotiales; Pleuroascaceae. Bases 1 to 1488 code for a protein of 495 amino acids. The record is from RefSeq and is a predicted model, not a curated record.